ACAUCUGUUUUUCAGUCACAACACAUCGUCGCGAGUGUAAACAAGGCAAUUUUGAACAACAAGAAGAACGAAACAAAAAAAAAUAUUUUAUUGUGACACCUUUUGUUCCCUUAUUUCAUUAAAUUGAGUGCAUCAAUGAGUCAAUUUACGUAGAAAAAAAGACAAUCUAAUUUCUUCUGAAUUAGAUUCGAGUCUAGAAAAAAAUUGGAAUUUUGUAGAAUAGAAUAUGAAAAGUGCAGUAAAUCACGAAAAAAAUCAUGAAGAAGUGCUCAAAGAAAAAUUAUUCGAAAAUAAUCCAAAAAUUCCUCCGGAUGGCGGAUGGGGAUGGAUGAUCGUAAUAGCGUUCGCAGUGGCAAAUAUGCUGCUCAUGUCCACAGUGAACGUCUUCACACUAAUGUUUAAGGAUAAAUUUAACGAUCUAGGAUUAAGUGCCACGGACACAACGCUCAUCAUUAAUCUAAAUUCCGUCGUUGGCAUGGCAAUGGGUCUCAUAAUCGGUCCCAUGCUCAAAAUAUUCGGCUACAGAAAAGUGUCAAUUAUUGGUGGUUCAAUAUUUGCUUUUGGUAUUAUCUUUACGGCAUGGGGCGACAAUCUCACGUAUUUUGUGUGCACUUACAGCGUUGGUUCGGCAAUUGGCCUUGGUUUGUGCUCGUCAUCGUUCCCGUUGGCUGUCAACACGUAUUUUAAAGAGCGUCGGACGAAAGCUUUUGGCAUCGCUGUGACGAUUUCCGGCUUGGGUCCGAUUAUUUUUCCGCAACUUAUUUCGCUGUUGUUGCAAUUUUAUGGCGAAACGGGUUGUUGUUUGAUUUUGGGCGGGAUUUGUUUGCAUGUCGUGGCGGCGGGACUUUUGUUGCAACCGAUAAAAUAUCAUUACAAAAAAGUUCCUGCGGUAAAAAUUAAAGAAACGGAAAUUCACAUUGAAAUUUCUAGUCAACAAGAACAGUAUUGUAGCAAAAAAUCAGAUUACGAUGACUCAACAAAAGAUAAGAACGAAUUAAAUUUGCUGGUCGAGCGAAAGUGCGACAAUGACGAAGACAAAAAAAGUUUAGGAAAAAUCAGCAGAAAUUCCUCGAUCGCUGCAAGUCUCGCGAAUGUCGAAGAAUUUUAUUGCAACGGAAACGGAAAUGGCAUCCAAACCAGUCAAUUACCUAAAAAACCCACAAGUAGCCUUUCACAAAAAAUCAUAAAACUUUUUGAUCUCGAUUUGCUCAAAGACUUGCGAUUUCUGAACCUGCUGAUGGGAAUUUCCAUUGCUGUCUUCGCGGAAAUCAAUUUUUCUCUCCUCACGCCGCUCAUUCUCGCGGAUCAGGGCUACAACAACGUCAGCAUUGCGAGUUUCAUGUCGACUCUCGGUGUAGCGGACAUCAUUUUCAGAUUUUGUGCGCCUUUUAUCGGGGAUUGGCUGAAACAGACGCCGCAAGUGAUGUGCAUUUAUAGUUUCGUGAUUGCGAUAAUUGGACGAGGAAUGGUGAUGUUUAGUACGUCGUUGCAACAAUUGCUGGCGAUUGCCGUGGGACUCGGAGUGGCAAAGGGAUUCCGGUCGGUUUAUCUGAACUUGGUGAUUCCGGCGUAUUUGCCGUUGGAGAGACUUCCGUCGGCGUCGGGCAUUCAAAUGGUGACCAAGGGAAUUAUUUUGAUCAUGCUGGGACCGUUAUUGGGUGUCAUUCGCGACUUGACCGGCAGCUACACAAAAUGCAUUUACAUUAUCAACACUGUGACCUUUAUCACUAUCUCGAUGUGGACCAUUGAGAUUCUCUACAUGAAACUAAAGAAACAAAAGUCGAUGACAUCACCCAGCAUCAAAAUUACUUCAAAUUCUCCAUCGUGACCUCUUCCAGUGAUUUCGUGAAUUAAAAUAUAAAAAUAAACUCAGUAUUUAUUUAUAAAAAAAGGAAAACUCAAAAAACUACUU
Culicoides brevitarsis is the source of this 1912-nucleotide messenger RNA. RefSeq names its product monocarboxylate transporter 12-like. The transcript is spliced from 5 exons. Lineage: Eukaryota; Metazoa; Arthropoda; Insecta; Diptera; Ceratopogonidae. Gene Ontology annotation, molecular function: monocarboxylic acid transmembrane transporter activity. The record is from RefSeq and is a predicted model, not a curated record. The coding region runs from base 227 to 1828 and encodes 533 amino acids. Gene Ontology annotation, cellular component: membrane. Gene Ontology annotation, biological process: transmembrane transport.